Molecule: messenger RNA, 627 nt
Organism: Aspergillus sclerotioniger CBS 115572
Lineage: Eukaryota; Fungi; Ascomycota; Eurotiomycetes; Eurotiales; Aspergillaceae
Product: cell wall mannoprotein 1 family protein
Exons: 1
Coding region: 1-558 (185 amino acids)
Cellular component (GO): extracellular region
Source: RefSeq, a predicted model, not a curated record
AUGCACCCCCCCACCCUCCUCACCACCACCAUCACCAUAUUAGGUGUCCUCGCAACCGCAGCCCCCAACCUCACCAAACGCGAUGCCACCAGCGUCAUCUCCGCCGUAACCACCAUCUCCACCCAACUCAUCACCCUCAACACCACCGUGAGCAACUACCCGGGCGGCAUCGAAGGAACCCUCUCUGCGCUGCAAAUCCAAGCAGAAACGAUCCAACUCGAAGUCGAUCUCAAAUCCGCUAUUAUAGCAACUCGCCAAUCGGCCAAUUUCACCGACGCUGAGUCACAGAAGGUAGCGCAGGCAUUUAUUACCCUGGAGCCGCAGAUCGCAUCCACGCUGGGGAAUAUCGUCUCCAAGAAACCUGAUUUCGAUGAUGGGUUGUUGGGGAUUGCGUCGUUGAGUUUCCUGGUCAAGUUUGAUCUUCAGGAGUUGAGCUCUUUGUCCAAGUCGUUGGGGACGGCGGUGCAGGCCAAGUUGUCGGGCACGUAUGCCCAGUUGGCGCCGUUGGUGUUGGAUGAGAUUGCUAAGGCGUUUCGGGAGGCUAUUGCCGCUUAUUAGGGGGUUCUUUGGGGAUGUUGGUUGUAGGGUAGAGGUAUGAUAGUGUCAAGUCAUGUAUGUCAUGUCGAG